This is a messenger RNA of Ilex paraguariensis (yerba mate), 2874 nucleotides long. NCBI's taxonomy places the organism in Eukaryota, Viridiplantae, Streptophyta, Magnoliopsida, Aquifoliales, Aquifoliaceae. The record is from the annotation of a GenBank genome assembly.
AUGGGAUUCUUCACCGGCUUUGCUCCAACUAGUAAGUCUGCAAUAUUUUCCAGGCAAGUUUUUACAUCAACUACAUCAGAAUUCUCUCCACAACCUGUUGAAUUGCUGCAGCAAUCAAAAACAGAAAGUGGGAAUUUCAAUGGAAGUUUGUUGGAUCAAACUUCAAUCUCCCACGAUACAGAAAAAAACGCUAGAAUCAUGGAAGAAGAAGAGGAGGAAGAAGCUGAGGUAAUUCCAAGAAGACUUGUGAUUAUUGUCACUCCAACGAGCAAGAAAGAUCCCCUUCGUGUGGUGCUCCUAAGGAGGCUAGCAAACACAUUGAAGUUGGUUCCUCCACCAUUGUUGUGGGUGGUUGUGGAGCAGCAAUCUGAUUCUUCCCAAGUAUCAGAAAUUCUCAGGAAAACAGGUAUUAUGUACAGGCAUUUGGUGUUCAAAGAAAAUUUCACUGACAUUCAAAUUGAAAUGGAUCAUCAAAGGAAUGUGGCGCUAAAUCACAUUGAACAUCAUAGGCUGAGUGGAAUUGCUCAUUUUGCCGGACUAAACAAUGUGUAUGACCUCGGCUUCUUCGAUGAGAUUAGAGCAACAGAGGUGUUUGGAACAUGGCCGAUGGCAUUUCUAUCUGCAAACAGGCAGAGGGUAAAAAUCGAAGGGCCCGUAUGCGAUUCUUCAGAAGUUAUAGGGUGGCACUUGAACAAAAUGAACAAUCAAACAGAUGCAAGAUCUCCUGUUCAUAUUUCAAGUUUUGCAUUCAAUAGUUCCAUUCUCUGGGACCCAGAAAGAUGGGGUCGUCCUUCUUCUAUCCAAGACACCUCACGCUCACAGAAUUCACUCAAAUUUGUCAAAAAAGAGGUUCUUGACGAGGAGACCAAAUUGAAGGGAAUCCCAGCAGAGGGUUGCUCCAAAAUUAUGCUUUGGAAUCUCAAAACUCCGAUUGGAACUACAACAACUAAUCAUCUUCCAGGAGGAACACGAAAGAAGCUCUCAGAGAUCCGGGAAACCUCAUUUACAGGUAUUUUCCAAGGCAAUUUGAGGAAUGAUACAAAGAUGGGGAGGAAAGGAAGCUGCUUUUCUUCACUAAAGAAAGCUCUCAGCCCAGGGUCCAAGGAAAAGAAAGACAAAGAAGGAAAUAAAUUGAAGAAUUUGUUUGGGAAGGAAAAAGCCUCAGUUCCUGAUUCCUCGACUUUAGAAACUGUGUCAGUAUUUUAUCCUCUUCCUCAACCGGAAGAGGUAAAACUGACUGAAGCUGAGAACGAGCAGACUAAACAUGCUUACUCUGUUGCUGUAGCCACUGCUGCAGCUGCCGAGGCUGCGGUCGCAGCUGCUCAGGCGGCUGCAGAGGUUGUUAGACUCACUGCAGUGGCCCAGUUUACGGGAAAAUCAGAGGAUGAAGUGGCGGCUAUCAAGAUUCAAACGGCAUUCCGAGGAUACCUGGCAAGGAGGGCAUUGCGCGCAUUAAGAGGGCUUGUCAGAUUAAAAUCACUGAUAGAAGGGCCGACAGUCAAACGCCAAACUACAAAUGCUCUACAAUGCAUGCAAACUCUAUCCCGCAUACAGUCUCAGAUCACCUCUAGGAGGAUUAGGAUGUUAGAGGAAAACCGGGCGCUCCAAAGACAUCUGCUGCAGAAACGUGUAAAAGAACUUGAUACCUUGAAGAUUGGGGAGGAAUGGGAUGACAGUCUACAAUCAAAGGAACGAAUUGAAGCAAACCUCUUGACCAAGUAUGAAGCAGCUAUGAGGCGAGAAAGAGCACUGGCUUAUUCAUUCUCUCAUCAGCAUGCCUGGAAGAAGUCUUCAAGAUCUGCAAACAUAUUGUUCAUGGACCCCACUAACCCUAAUUGGGGUUGGAGCUGGUUAGAACGUUGGAUGGCCACCCGGCCAUGGGAGACACCUAGCAUGACGGAGAAAGAACUUAACAAUGAUCAGUCAUCUGUUAAGAGUGCUCGUCUCAGCAUUGCAGGAGGAGAAAUCACCAGGGCUUAUGCUCGUCAUCAACUCAAUUCUGAUAAGCCUUCCCCUGUGGCCAGCCAAAAACGAAGUUUUUCUUCCAAUCAUCGGUCCCCUUCAACUCCCCCAUCCAAGGCAGCUCCAUCGAUAGCAGCCAGAAAAUUGAAGCCGCCAAGCCCAAGAGCAAGUGAGUUGAGCCAAGAUGAUGACUCAAAGAGCAUGUUCAGUGUCCAAUCAGAACGAAAUAGGAGGCAUAGCAUUGCUGGGUCAUCAGUGAGAGAUGAUGAGAGCUUGGCAAGCUCUCCGUCAGUUCCAAGUUACAUGGCACCCACUCACUCAGCAAAGGCUAAAUUGCGGUUGCAAAGUCCAUUUGGUGUGGAGAAUGGAACACCAGAAAAAGGAUCGGCAGGGUCUGCAAAGAAGCGGCUUUCUUUCCCUCCUUCACCAGCCAGGCCAAGGCGGCAUUCAGGCCCACCAAAGGUAGACACCAGCUCCAUUGUAGAUAGCAAAGAGAAGAAUGGAGGGGUCAUUUAAUUAUUGUUUGCCAAAAACUCCAUUUGCAGUAAUAAGCUAUCCGGUUAUAGCAAGCUUAGUGUAGAUUUUAGACCAAAAAAAAAGAUUUUCAUUUGAUUAUGAGAAGUUGAAGAAAUCUCUUCAAAAAUCUUACUUUAUUCAUUGCUUUGAGGCUUUGGUUUAUGGGUGGAGUCUAUCAGUCUCUUGGGUCAGCAUUGCUGUGGGAUUCCUUCUGGUUUCUCUCUCAUUGUUGUCAAAAUUGUGAUGAUUGUGAAUCAUGUUUUAUAAAGCAUUGUGAGCCUAGGUAUCAUUACUUUGAUUCCAGUGGGAUUUGUUUGAUGUAAGACUAUCGCAACAGAUGAGUAAAUUUUCUUUACUUGGUACAACAUGUUCCUGCUAAUGAUGAUAAAAGUUUUG